This is a messenger RNA of Durio zibethinus, 1973 nucleotides long. Its product is annotated as stomatal closure actin-binding-like protein. Gene Ontology annotation, biological process: regulation of stomatal movement; actin filament organization. The record is from RefSeq and is a predicted model, not a curated record. NCBI's taxonomy places the organism in Eukaryota, Viridiplantae, Streptophyta, Magnoliopsida, Malvales, Malvaceae. Gene Ontology annotation, molecular function: actin binding.
CUUUCUCUCUCUUUGUCUUCUUCUUUCGAAAAAGAAGAGCAUUCUCCAAAACAAGCAUACCCCCCAAAAAUCAACCAUCCCCUUUCCUUUCCUCUUCUUCUUUUUCUUCUCUCUUUGUCAGUCAGUCAUUUGUAGUUUCUCCAGCUUCUACAGACUAAGAAUCUUUCACCAUGUUCCUCUGUUAGCUUAAGUCUAUCCUUCUCUGCUUUGAUCUUUGCACAUUUUACCCACAUUCCAAUCUAGAAUUUGAGUGGAGAACGGACCUAAAAAUGACGAAGAUAAGUCCUGAAAUUGAUGAAACAGUGCUGACAGAAUCAAUUCUGGCUGUUUCCGCUGAUGUGAGCUUUGCUUCUGACCACUUUCCAAAGUAUAAAUUAGGACCUGACAAUCAGAUUUUGGAGGAGCCAAGAGGGGACAACAAUGGUCCAUCACUGAAGGAGGUUGUUGAAAGGGAAACAACACAAUUAUCUGAGCAGCACAAGCGGCUUUCAGUUCGCGACCUUGCUAGUAAAUUUGACAAGAACCUUGCGGCUGCUGCAAAGUUGGCUGAUGAGGCCAAACUUAGAGAGGUUGCUUCUUUGGAGGGGCAUGUUCUUUUGAAGAAGCUUAGAGAUGCCUUGGAAUCUUUGAGAGGUCGAAUGGCUGGGAGAGACAAGGAAGAUGUAGAGAAAGCUAUCUCCAUGGUUGAGGCUUUAGCAGUUAAAUUGACUCAAAAAGAAGGAGAACUGAUUCAAGAGAAGUUUGAGGUGAAAAAACUGGCAAACUUUCUCAAGCAGGCUUCUGAAGAUGCUAAAAAGUUGGUAAAUCAAGAAAAAUCUUUUGCUUGUGCUGAAAUUGAAAGUGCUAGGGCUGUAGUGCAGCGAUUUGGAGAGGCCCUUGAUGAGCAAGAAAGGAAUACAGAAAAUUCUCAAAAAACACAGGAGAUUGAGGAGCUAAUAGAGGAAGUUCAAGAGGCUAGAAGAAUUAAAUUGAUGCAUCAGCCAAGCAAGGUGAUGGAUUUGGAGCAUGAACUUCGUGCACUAAGAAAUCAAAUUCGAGAAAAAUCUAUAUUCUCAAUAAAGCUUCAGAAAGAGCUGGCAAUUAACAAGAAGGCUGAGGAGAACAAAUCCCGUUUAUAUGCUUUGCAUGGUUCUGAAACACUUGGUUCAUGCUUACGACUCCAACCUUGCUCUGAUAAUGCUCCAUUGCUUUCAAAAUCUUCAAUCCAGUGGUUUCGUGCAUCACCUGAUGGAAAUCAAAGGGAAAUAAUUUCAGGUGCCAACAAAACAAUUUAUGCCCCAGAACCCCUUGAUGUUGGUCGAAUUUUGCAGGCUGACAUUCUCUCAAAUGGCCAAACAGUCUCCGUGACAACUGCUGCUCCUAUUGAUUCUGCUGCAGGUUUGGGAGGCUACGUGGAGACACUUUUGCGAAAAUCCAGCAGUGAAUUUAAUGUAAUCAUUUCCCAGAUCAAUGGACAAGAUCAUCCGUCACAUUCCACUCAUGCUUUCAAUGUUGGAAAGAUGAGAAUCAAGCUCUGUAGAGGAUGGAUCACAAAGUCCAGAGAAAUAUAUUCCACAUCAAUGCUGCUAUGCGGAGUUCGUGGUGAUGGUAAUGCCCCGGCGAAGUCAUUGUUUUGGCAACCAAGGAAAGGACUCUCUUAUGUAUUAACGUUUGAAUCAGAGAGAGAAAGGAAUGCGGCAAUUAUGGUUGCAAGAAAGCAUGCUUUUGACUGUGGUGUGAUGCUUGGAGGACCAGAUGAUCAAAUGUAGAAGUAAAAAUCUAACUGACAGUCUUUUACAACUGUGAUACAAUGAGGCUUUGGUAGUGUGAGUAAUUACAUUGUAUGGUGUGUUUGGCAUGAUGAGGGAGAAAAAGAAUAUGUUUGGGUUUGGGUUCCACUAAUUUGGUUGCAUUGUUUAGGCAGUCUUUUUUGUUUUGCCUAAUCACCGAUUGUAACAAGUUUGCUGUUUUUAAUUGAUUGGUUGAUUUGUGCU